AUGUGGUGAUAGCGUGAGGGUACGUUUCCCUCCUGUGGCACACAGGCUUAAGCGCAGCAGUAACAACCGCGGGACGCGCAACAACUUGAGGGAAGCGCCUGACAGCCGGCAGAACAACAACAACAACAAAAAAAAGACAAGUUACGAGGCCUCAAACCCAGCCGUUUCGACCCAAAAGACCCCGGCCCCGCCCGCCGAAGCGGUGACACCACAGCCAGCGCCUCACACGGCCGCCGGGGGCGGGCGCCGGCGUCGCGUCCGUGCUGCGUUUGUAAAGGGCGCCGGUGCCGGUGUGGGUGUGGGUGGUGGUGUGCCCUCAGCUCGUCCCGGCUCGGCUCUGCUCGGCUCGGCUCGGCUCGUCCCGGCCCCCCGUGCCGCCAUGCGGCUUCUGCCCUGGCUCAUCGUGCAUCUCGGCGCGGGCUCCGCCGCCUACGUGGUGUCGGUGGAUGUCCGGCGAGCCGGGCGGCCCCUGGAGCACUUUUGGCGGAGCACGGGUUUUUGCCCUCCUUUACCUCACAGCCGUGCUGAUCUCUUUGACCUGAGCAAAGAUCAAGAGCUGAACCUUGCAUACAUUUCUUCUGUUCCUCAUGGCGGCAUUGAACAAGUUCGAAUUCACUGGUUACUGGAAUUGGUUGCUGUCAGAGUGAUGAAUGAGAAACUUCACUACAAUUUUACUGCCUUGGAUAACCUUAUGGAUCUCCUGUGGGAAAAUAAGUUAAUUCCAGGAUUUGAAUUGAUGGGAAAUCCAUCAGGAUACUUUUUAAAUUUUGAAGAUAAAGAGCAGGCAGUAAGAUGGAGAAAUUUAAUUACACUUCUGGCCAGGAGAUAUAUAGAUAGAUACGGAUUGGAGCAUGUUGCUAAAUGGAAUUUUGAAACUUGGAAUGAACCAGACCACCAUGACUUUGACAAUGUGUCUAUGACAGUGGAAGGGUUCCUCAACUAUUAUGAUGCCUGCUCAGAAGGAUUAAGAGCAGCCAGUCCUCUACUAAAAUUUGGAGGGCCUGGAGAUUCCUUCCACCUUUUUCCCAAGUCACCCAUAUGCUGGAGUCUUCUGCGUCAUUGCUACAAUGGAACCAACUUCUUCACAGGCGAGACUGGUGUAAGGCUGGACUACAUCUCUCUUCAUAAGAAGGGAGGUGGGCGUUCUCUCUACAUCUUGGAACAAGAAGUGGAAGCAGUUGAACAAAUUCAGAAGUUGUUUCCAAAUUUUGCUUCUGUUCCCAUAUACAAUGAUGAAGCAGAUCCUAUGGUUGGAUGGUCCAUCCCACAGCCGUGGCGAGCUGAUGUGACAUAUGCAGCUAUGGUUGUAAAGGUAAUCAUCCAGCAUCAAAACCUGCUUAUUGCCAAAGCCAACAACACCAUCAACUAUACACUACUGAGUAAUGACAAUGCCUUCUUGAGCUACUACCCCCAUAACUUCACACAGCGGACUCUGACAGCACGUUUCCAGAUGAACAAUACAAAGCCACCUCAUGUCCAGAUGGUGCGGAAACCAGUGCUGACUGUCAUGGGCUUGCUGGCACUGCUAGGAGAAAAACAGAUCUUUGCAGAAGUAAAGAGCAGUGAAGGCGAAAGCACUGAAAACGACACAGUUGGUGUCCUGGCAUCUGUGCACACCCCAAGUGAGCUGCAGCCCUCUGACAGUUGGCAAGCUACUCUACUGAUUUAUUCAAGUGAAGAUAACAGGACUUCAUCCAAUAUCAGCACUGUCACAGUGAAUGCCACCCACUUCCCCAAACUUAGAGAGCCAGUGUAUAUGACGUAUUACCUGGAUAACAACCAAACCAAUCCCUACCUGAAGUGGAAGGAGGUAGGAAGCCCUGACUUUCCAUCCCCAGAGCAGUUCCAGCAAAUCAGGGAUGCUGAGGACCCAGUGGCAACAGGCCCCUUCACUUUUCCUGAAGGAGGCAUCCUGACACUGAAGCAAGACUUCCCCGUUCCCUCAGUCUUUCUCAUCCACAUCUGUGCAAGACCCAGUUCUGUUCCUGAUCAAGUGACUGGUGUUCGUUUCAUCCCUCUCACAAAAGGACAGGUUGUUGUGUUGUGGGACGAUGGUUGUGUAAAUUCAAAAUGUAUAAAGACAUUUGAAGUGCAGUUCUCACCAGAUGGAAAAGCCUACCAGCGGAUUAAUGCCAAAGACACAGUAUUCACUCUCUGGGUCUACGGUCCAGGAAGCUCAGUCUCCGGCUUUUACAAAGUGCGUGCCAUUGACUACUGGGGGAAGGCAGGCCUGUCCUCCGUUCCUGUGGAGUAUGUUGAAGCUUUCAAGUGACUCUGAAGAGUGGUGCCUGGUUUGUUGACUGAGUGGUGUAUGCUCCCUGCAGAUGACAACUCCCCAGAAAAGUAAACUCCUCCCAAGCUUAGGAGGGAGUAUUGAAAGGACCUGAUGAAGCAAGUUGGGAAUGCAAGUUGGAAGCAACUGCCCCCGUUAACUCUUCAGAGCUCAAAGUCAGCAUUAUCAAACAGCCACAACUGACAACCCAGCUUGUACAAUUAUAGGACUGGGAUUUGUUUUUCUAACUAGGAAUUAUGGAAAUAAAUUUUUGUUAUUCUCUAUUUUACACUGAGCUAAUGCCCAGGACAACCUAAGAUUUACUAAGCCUUAAUCUGCUGCAGGAGCUGUAUCAUCUCUGUGCUGUAUGAAUGAGGAUGGCAGCAAAGGCACAAGGAGGACCUGUCUGAGAGUGAAUUGCCUGUUUCAGCUGCGUGGCUGCCUUGACGUAACAGAGUGAUGGAAGGGCACAAAGCAACUGGACAGCCACAUCCAGAUCAUGAAGUGAAGGGUCUCUUUUUCCCCACCAGUUAAUCAUAGAUGGUCCAGUGGAUUAUUUCAGAGCACUUCCCCUGUCUUCAGAUGUAUGAGGUUCUUCACCCUCUCACAGAGGGAUUUCCAUGCAGCUGUUUUUGCAUCUGUGGCUGUUACUUGCAUUCCAGAGCUAUUCCCAUCACACAAACAGAAGGAGACACAAGAAGCUCUGGUCUCCAGACCAGAUUGCCUCUUACACUCUGUGCUUUUUUCCAAGUCACCUGCUUGCACUGUGGAGGCCUGUGUGGUUGUACAAGCCUGUCAGCCACUGCCUUUUAAUGGUGAAGGCUCUAGCCCUCAAAACCUCUCUUUCUCUCUAUUGCUAUCACCUAGCCUAGCUUUCUAUAGCCCUUCAGGUGACGUCUCUCCCCAACAUGCUUCCUUUCUGGAGUUUCAUGCUUAGACUGUAAGGGAGCUGAGGCUUGGCUUUGGAUGGCCAGGAAAGUUAAAUUCUAGUUAGUGCCUUUUGUGUUUUCAUAUUACACCCCAGCACAUGCUUGCAUUUAACUACUACCAGCUGGGAAACUAAUCAAGAGCUGUUUGAAUUUCUGUGUUUCUUGAAGCAUGUGCACAAGUGUGUCACUGCCUCAGAUGAGCUACAGAACACCUCUGGCUGUCCUUGCAAAUGCCAAACACUUUAUGUAACAGCAAAGUUCCCUGAAAUUGCAGGGAUGUUUUUUUAUUCAUCCCGCUUCACAACUGGCGCAGUUUGAACUGUGCCUUUAAAAUGCUUGUAGAAGGAAGGAUAAUGCCAGUGAAAACAGCUGGAGUGUUUUCCAUAAGAGGAGCAACUUUGUCACAUAAACAAGUCCCCUACUGCUCUCUUUGCUGACAUCAGCCACCUAACCAGCAUAACAACAAAGCCUGCAUAUUUGAUGAAACAUUCAGGUCACAGACAAAAAAAAUAAGUUCGCACAGUAGGAGAGAGCUAAACUGCUUUGAAUGGCUUCACAUUUACAGCACAGAAAAGAAACAUAUAGAAAAAGUUGGUGUAUGUCAGAUGAAGCUUCAUAUCUCCUUACUUUCUAGUUACUUGUUCAUGUGCUUAUAUUGAAAGUUAGCCUUAAAGAUGCAUCUGGUCUCAGAAAUCAGAUGAAAUAUUUCUUGCCUCACUGAAGUUUUACUAAGGAGUGAUUGUCACAUCCUAAUCUGCCAACUCCUUACCUGUAAAGGUUUGUAUAGUACAGAAAAAGGACAUCAGAGCCUAACUGAUAACUUUCCCAGUUUCAGAAAAGAGUUAGUGAGAAAUUCCACCUAGAUGAAGAUAGUAAAAUUUUAUUUUAAAGUUGUUAUAACUACAUCUAAGUGAUAAAUCAGGAAAUACAGCCAAAUAAAUGCAGCAGCUAAGACAUACUGUUUUUCCAGUAUGAAGAGGAACCACACAGAAAACAACCCUUAGAAAUAAUCAAGUGUUGGUCUGUAAGAGAUUUCAGUGCAUCUGAAGUAGGGGAGGAUACGGAAGCUUGACAGGACAGUUAACUCUGUUAGGAUGUCAUAUUUGCAUAGUCUUCUGCUUCACAAUCUUCCCACGCUGGUUAGCAGAAUGUAGUAGUAGUUUUCAAACCAAGGACCAUGCACUACUUACAGAAAUUUUAUCUGCAAGGGCAGACCUAAGCAUAUUGUAGAUGCAAAUAAAAACUAGGCUCUUAGGAUGCAGUCCAGCCACUUUGAAAAUCUGUCAAUAGCUCCCUCUUCUAGGGUUUCUACAUUAAGCAUCAGCCAAAGGGUGGACGCCACGGUGCUUUUUUCAGGUAUUUUGCUGGCAAUGGCAAAUGUGCAUGGAAAAUAGAGCUGACCAAAAAUGGUGCACUGGCUGUUCAGAAACAUGAUCUGAAUAUUCAGCAAGAUUUAUUUACGUUUUCUUUGCUGCUUUGGUAUGAAUUUACUACCUUAAGCAAAGAGCAAGUCUAAAAAUCUUCAGCAGAAGAGAGAAUUUGGUGUUUCUAAGCUGGAGAUUGUUUCCAACCAACAACAUAUAGAAGUUUUGGGCCUCUCUGGUCUUUUCUGUAACAUAAGGCCUACAAAAUUUCCUACUUAGUACUUGAAACUUGAGUUUUCUAUAGCCAUCUGUCAACUGAUUCUGCCUCAGAGAGCUUUCAACAUUGCUUGCUUAAUCCUUCAACUCUACCAUCUUCUCCUUUACUGGGGCAGCAAUCAGCUCCCCCUCACACAUUCAGCUUUUAGAAGUGCUGGAUGUGCCUAGCAGUAAGUGGAAGUAACACGUGUUUGGUGGUUCUGUACAACCAGAACAAAGGCAAGACUGCAGAGCACUCAGGUGUGUCUCUUGCUGACCAACCAAUAAAAGAAACUGUAACUGCAACUGCAAAA
This is a messenger RNA of Cygnus atratus (black swan), 5134 nucleotides long. It is a transcript of the gene IDUA, whose product is annotated as alpha-L-iduronidase. Bases 380 to 2272 code for a protein of 630 amino acids. Gene Ontology annotation, molecular function: L-iduronidase activity. The record is from RefSeq and is a predicted model, not a curated record. Lineage: Eukaryota; Metazoa; Chordata; Aves; Anseriformes; Anatidae. The transcript has 14 exons. Gene Ontology annotation, biological process: carbohydrate metabolic process.